Messenger RNA from Camellia sinensis, 4934 nucleotides. It is a transcript of the gene SYN4, whose product is annotated as sister chromatid cohesion 1 protein 4. Gene Ontology annotation, molecular function: chromatin binding; protein binding. Gene Ontology annotation, cellular component: cohesin complex. The record is from RefSeq and is a predicted model, not a curated record. NCBI's taxonomy places the organism in Eukaryota, Viridiplantae, Streptophyta, Magnoliopsida, Ericales, Theaceae. Gene Ontology annotation, biological process: replication-born double-strand break repair via sister chromatid exchange; sister chromatid cohesion.
AUAGGAAUAGAUAGUCGCAUCAACCCAGAUAAAUCGCAUCAACCCAGUUCGAGCUCGAUCUCAGCAUUUGAAGGUUUGUAAGUUAUGUUUCUUCAGCUGAGUUUCAAGGUUCGUUGGACACGAGCGAUCCCAUAAGAUAAAAAAAAAAAAAAAAAAAAUUAAGAAAAAGAAAAAAGAAAAAGAUUAUUAGGGUUUUAGUUCCCCAAAUUUUCGAGACUUCGUCAACGGCUAUCUUCUAGCAAAAGUGUUCGGUGUCUCUGAGCUUCUAAUUCCGACAAGGUUUUGGCCAAUUCGCGAAACGAAAGGGCUGAUGUGAUGUCUUGGGCGGAAUCUCGGCGGUUUGGUGUUACUUGAGAUAUUUUUCUUGGGGGUGGGUGGGUUCUACUAACAUACUGAGAUUUAGAUGAAGUUUCGGGAUGAGUUUGGGGUUUUUUGGGUGCGGAUGUGGAAAUUGUACAAGCGGGUUUGAUAGUAGUAAGAAAUUUGGGAUUUCUUGUUGAGUGGAAAAGGGAAAGUUAGGGUUUUUUUUUUUUUUUUUGGUUUUUUUGGGAGAGGAUUUUCUGAAUCUGUAUUAAUUCACGGCUUUACUGCGGGGAUAGAAAGAUGUUUUACUCGCAGUUUAUAUUGGCAAAGAAGGGGCCGCUCGGGACCAUAUGGAUUGCGGCACAUUUGGAGCGGAAGCUGCGCAAGAAUCAGGUUGCCGAUACCGAUAUCGGUGUCUCUGUUGAUUCAAUUCUUUUUCCUGAAGUACCAAUUGCACUUCGGUUAUCUAGCCAUCUUCUGCUUGGUGUGGUGAGGAUAUAUUCAAGAAAGGUGAAUUACCUUUUCGACGAUUGCAGUGAGGCUUUGCUCAAGAUAAAGCAAGCCUUUCGUUCAACUGCUGUUGAUUUACCACCUGAAGAAUCUACUGCACCAUAUCACUCCAUAACGUUGCCUGAGACUUUUGAUCUUGAUGAUUUUGAGCUACCAGAUAGUGACAUGUUUCAGGGUAAUUUUGUUGAUCAUCAUGUCAGUACAAGGGAGCAGAUUACGCUUCAGGAUACGAUGGAGAGUGUGGUUUACUCCACAACCCAGUUUGGACUUGAUGAGCGAUUUGGUGAUGGUGAAACAUCUGGGUUGGACCUUGAUGAGGAAUUGUUUUCGAACAAGGUUAUCGCUACUGGACAUGCUGGAGUUAUGCUGGAUUCAGGUGCUGAGCCUGCAUCUGUUCAACCAAUGGUACAUCUUGAGCAAGACAAAACUGACGAAGGAAUUAAUGGAAACUCAGAGGUGUUGCUGACUACUGGCAGAGUAAAUCAGCUUGAAGGUCUUGCUGGGAAUACUGAUUUCAUUGAGUAUGCUCAGGCCCCAUGUACUCCUGGAUUGAUGGAAGAGCCAAAUUUGUCUAAAGUUCAAGAGGCUUCAGCAUGUGAUGAUCACCUGGAAUUAGGGGAAGAGUCAAAUUUGUCCAAUAUUCAGGAGGCUUCAGCAAGUGAUGAUCAUCUGGAAUCUGAAGAUCAUAAUUUAAUAAAAUUUGCGGCUAAAGAGAACCUGACAAACAUGUCCAGCAAAUCAGAUCUUCAUUGUGGUAAUGAAAAUGCAGUGAGUUUGUCUUUGCCGAAUGAUAUGAACCCUGUAACUGUUUUGGGUGACCAGGAGAUUAACCAACUAAAGUCAUGGGAAGAUUCGCCAUCUAGUGCGGGGAAUCUCCUUUCAGCUGAACCAGUUGAAGCCAUUACUCCAGUAUCAGAAUUUCCAGAUGAAAACUUCACUGCAUUUGAUAAGGAAAAUGAGGUGGAAGAUUUGCAGAAAGAAGUUGUCAGCAAUAAUGUGCCCAUUACUCAAACUAUUGAUGUGGCCAAUGCAGAUGGUAUAGAACCCCAAGGAAUUAGGUUGGGCGGAACUGUGUCAAGUCCUAAUUUUUCUGACAAAGCGCCUGUUUUGGAGGAUCCUUUUGGCAACUCCUGUACUGCUAUUAAAAAUAUUUCUGAGAAGUCAAGCUUAUCUAGCACCUGCCAGACGGCCUCAGAAUGUAUUUUACAGAUCAAUCAAGCAUCGCUUAUGCCAGAACUAUCAAAUAGUGUGGAGAAUGCAGGAAAUAUGGAAAAAUCAUGUCCCUCUAUCAAUGCAGUGGCAUCACAUACUGAAGCCCCCAGUAGAGAAGAUCUCGAGAACCCUGAAACUCAGGCUUUACUGGAUCCAAAGGAUUCCAAUAUUUUGAACCAUGUUGUUUGUGAAAAAAUGGCAGCUGGUGACAUGCAUAUUCUUCAGCCAUGCAAGCAGCUGAACCAACCAAGUAUGUUAAAUGCUGGAGGUGACGUGUCAGGUUCUCCUCAUUUGCCAUCUGGAGUUACUGAGCUAUGCUCAUUGGAGAUAUCUGGAAGAAAGGUGGCAACCCAUGCUACUGAGGUGCAAGGUGAAGGGUUUCAUGCUGACUUUAUGAAACCAGUCUUGGAGGAAAACCACACAACAGAUCCUGCUUCCUGUGAAGAUAUUCAGGCGGACUUCAGCAAAGUGGAUGAUCAAGUGCACAGCAUUAAUUCGAGAGAUACUGAAUUAGAAAAAUUAGACGACUCUGCGAAUUCUGAAUUGCCUGUACCAGAAAAGUUGCUUUCUGUACCAGAAGGGCUUGCUGAUCUACAGGAUAAUUUGUUGAUGGAGUCCACACCAGACAAAACACACUUAGCAACUGGUGACGGAAGUGAUGCUGGGAUCAACAACAUUGCGGGAAAAAAACGCAGUUUCACUGAAAGUACAAUGACUCUGCAGAGUUUAAAUUCAGUUGAAUCAUUGGGCAUGGCCCAUUCCAAAAGAACAAAGGAGUCUGUUCCUGAUGACAAUGAUUUGUUGUCUUCCAUUUUAGUUGGUAGAAGAUCUUCAGUUUUGAAAAUGAAGCCCACACCUCCACCUGCAAUGACAUGUAUGAAACGCCCUCGGAUUACACCCCGGGUUUAUGCUUCAAAGAGGAAGCUUCUUAUGGACGAUACCAUGGUUUUGCAUGGCGAUGUAAUACGACAGCAGUUGACUAGUACUGAGGACAUACGUCGCAUACGGAAGAAGGCUCCUUGCACUCACCCUGAAAUUUGGAUGAUUCAGAAAGGGUUCUUGGAAGAUGAAAUUUUUAGUGAACCCAUAUUUACAGGUUUAUCAACAGAAUUGGCUUUAUUGAAUAGUCAAACAUAUGACCUGAGUGAAAUCAGGGUGACCCAAAAUGAUGUGCAUGAUGCUUUUCUGGAAACUGCAGCAGAUCUAAUUUUGGUUUCAAAAAAGGUUGAAAAUAAUCCUACUGAAGCAGCAAAUGAUAUGGAGUUCUCCAUGGAGCCGGAUGUGAACCAAAAAACUGGGAAGGGAGGGAUCAAUGAGUCUAUGGUAGUCAGAAAUAAUGGGGAAGCAGAAUCUUCUGAAAACCAGCUUGUUGAAGAGCAUGUCUUGCAGUCCCAGGGUCAUGACACACAAGUGCAGAUGGAGGCUAUAUAUGAUGUGUUGGAAGCUCCGAGUUUAAUAAGCAAACAUUCUAAGGAGAUAGGUGAAAUAGAAAUCGAUGGAGCAAGCGUCUGUGUUGCUGAUGUAUUACAUCUUGCCACUAGUCUUGGGGUUGAGUCAGCUUCCUCAACCCACCAGUGUCCUGUUUUAGGUGAUGAAAAUAAUAUUUCAGCUGGCUUUAUGGUCCCGUCAGCUUCGUUGGAUAAAGAAAGUGGUGGUAAUGAUUCUCUGCAAAUGGAUGCGUCAGGUGUGUCAACAGAUCAGAAAUUGGAUAUUCAGUCUGUUGAGAUGGAUGUUUCUAUAGUUUAUUUAAGCAGCGGCAAGGGAAUUGAUGCUAUCAAAGCAGCAGAGGAAAAUGAUGACAGAGCUGCUGUAGGCGGAACUGAAUCUAGAGCAGGGGAUGAGUGUUUGUUCGAAGAAACUGAAGCUGAUAUGCAGAUUCCUUGUUUUGCACAUACCGAGAAUGAAAAUCCUUCUCUUGUAAUUUCUCCUGAGAAUGAUAGGUUCAGUAACCAGGUUGUUGUAACUAUUGACCAAGCCAUGGAGGAAAUCAGGGAACACAAUCAAGGGGUUGUAAAUGAGGAUGUGGUACUUGCUGAAGAAUUGGACUACCAUGGCAAGGACUUGAUGUCUUAUGGAUCCAGUGAAGAACCUAAAUUAGCUUCUUCAUAUUCACCCUUAAAUAAUGUUGAAUAUCCAGGUUGGCAGGAAGCUGUUCCACAGUGCACAAUAGAUGCUGAUAUUGCUACCAUUAGCCAUACUGGCACUGAAGAUUGUGAUGAUUUUGAUUACACAAUAGAUGGGCACGAUACAGGAUUUUUGAAUGUGGAUGAUGAUGAUGCUGCCGAAGAAGAUGAUCAUGAUGUCCCAAGUGCUGAGCAAACUAGCUUCCUUGAGAAUAGUGGAUGGUCUUCCCGCACCAGAGCGGUUGCCAAGUACCUUCAAGUAUUGUUUGACAAGGAAGCAGAGCAUGGCAGGAAGGUUCUUUCCAUGGACAACCUGUUAGUUGGUAAAACUCGUAAGGAGGCAUCAAGGAUGUUUUUUGAAGCACUGGUUCUCAAAACAAGGGACUACAUUCAUGUAGAGCAGGGGGCUUCCUUUGAUGACAUCAAUAUAAAGCCUCGAGUAAAGCUCAUGAAAUCAGACUUCUGAUCCCUAACUUAGGAAAGACAAAAUACACAGUUGCAUAGAAACAUAUGUGUACUACUUCUAUUCUAGUUAGCAGAAAACCAGCUCAGCUCAGCUUGGGGGGUUAUUCUUCCUUCUAUCCUCCAUUCUUUUCUAAGUUAUGUUUUUUAUGUUAUAGUUCAUGUAAUUUGUAGUCUUUCUUAGCACAUGUAUUAUUAUAGUGAAUGUAGAAACUGCUGUAAUUUGGAUUAUAUUUUAUGCAUAUAUAACCUGCCAUUUGCUAAAAUUAUUUGUUUCAAUAUUUGAAUAAAGUGCUGUACUAUGUAUAUUUUGUUCUGUUGUAA